AUGGCCGUCAGGCUCCCUGCCAUCCUCCUUUCAUCGAUCUACCUCCUCGUCUCGCUAAAUGGUGAUUUCUUCAUCGUUUAUCGUCUCCUGUUUCUACCGCCGACAUUUGCUUUUGCAACAGCCUCUCACGUCGAGUCCGCUCGGACCUCGGGCAGCUUCCACUGGUACAAUGGGUUGUUCGUGUUUGGAGAUUCCUUCGCCGACACCGGAAACUUCCCCAAGGCAGAUUUGAGCCAAGUUACUUGCCAGUGGUACAAACCCUACGGCUGCUCCCAUGGGCUUCUCCAGGAUCCAACCGGGCGCUUCUCCAACGGCUUCGUUCAUUCGGAUUUCAUCGCAAAGAUUCUGGGGCGCACCAUGGCCCCCGAGACGUACAGGGACACGAAAGAGAAUAAUGGCGACAAGUUCGGCGUGAACUUCGCCGUGGGUGGCGCCGGCGUGUUCGAGGUGCCGCGCAAGGCGCCGACCCUGGCCAAGCAGAUCGACUCCUUCUAG
Molecule: messenger RNA, 495 nt
Organism: Panicum virgatum (switchgrass)
Lineage: Eukaryota; Viridiplantae; Streptophyta; Magnoliopsida; Poales; Poaceae
Product: GDSL esterase/lipase At5g03610-like
Exons: 2
Coding region: 1-495 (164 amino acids)
Molecular function (GO): hydrolase activity, acting on ester bonds
Source: RefSeq, a predicted model, not a curated record